AAGACCAUUAGCUCAUGUCCACUCACAUCGCGCCAUCAAGAUUCUUUCUGCUAGCUCUUGUCAUCCUGGCUUUCUCACUCCUCAACCCGUCUUUGCUCUCUCGCAGUGUUGCUCGUCUUUCUCAAUUGAAACAACACAUCUACCCAUCCAUCGCAAUACAGACGUCACAAUUCCUACAUACGAAUUCUAGUACGCACAUCAUGGCGUAUGAGAAAGAGCUUGAGAUUGCUCUCCUGGCCGUCCAGCGCGCCUCCAUACUCACAAAGUCGGUAUAUUCGAGCCAUUCCAAAGGCACCCUGUCCAAGAGCGACUCGUCCCCCGUUACGAUUGGCGACUUUGGCGCACAGGCCCUGAUAAUUGCAUCCAUAAAGCACGCUUUCCCCGAGGAUGAGAUAGUUGGAGAAGAGGAUGCAGAUGAUCUCCGCAAGAACGACUCGCUACGCGACCUUGUCUGGGAUCUAGUACAAGCAGCGAAGUUGGACGACAGUGCAGCAGAAUCCAAGAUUGGCGGGCCGAUCAAGAGCGCCGACGCAAUGCUGUCUGCUAUCGACCAAGGAAACAGCGAGGGAGGCAGGAAGGGAAGGAUUUGGGCACUUGAUCCCAUUGACGGCACAAAGGGGUUCCUGCGCGGCGGACAGUACGCUGUUUGCUUAGGGUUGCUCGUAGAUGGCGUUCCAACUUUGGGCGUGAUUGGAUGCCCCAACCUCCCAGUAGACGACCAAGCACCCCUUGAUGUCACUACUGGACAAGAUGCAGAUGACAAGGAAGGUAAGGGUGUUUUGUUUGCUGCAGUAAAGGGCCAAGGUGCUACCAGCCGACCGCUGAGUAAGGGUGCCCUUCAAGAGCCAAAGAGUAUCAAGAUGAAGCCGCUGUCAGAUGUUACUCAAGCUACCUUUUGCGAGUCUGUUGAAGCGGGUCACUCAUCACAAGGCGACAACGCCGCCAUUGCCUCCAAGCUCGGGAUCACCAAGCCCUCCGUUCGCAUGGAUUCUCAAGCCAAAUAUUGCUCCAUUGCCCGUGGAGCUGGCGAUCUAUACUUGAGAUUGCCCACCAGUAAGACUUACCAAGAAAAGAUCUGGGACCAUGCUGCUGGUGUUGUGCUUGUCCAAGAGGCAGGUGGUGAAGUCACUGAUGCCUAUGGAAAGCCGCUUGACUUUGGUCUUGGUAGGACACUCAAAGAAAACAAGGGUGUAGUCGCCGCUCCCAAGGAUGCAUUUCCACAGGUCAUUGCGGUCGUCAAGGAGGUUCUGAGCGCGAAGCAAUAGAUCAGCCUGUAUGUGGCCACGAAUGAAUUAAUUCAGACUUCUUGUUCUGAUAUGUUAAAAAAUUCACAUUGUUGCUGCCAGCCG
This is a messenger RNA of Bipolaris maydis ATCC 48331, 1349 nucleotides long. RefSeq lists its product as uncharacterized. Lineage: Eukaryota; Fungi; Ascomycota; Dothideomycetes; Pleosporales; Pleosporaceae. Gene Ontology annotation, biological process: phosphatidylinositol phosphate biosynthetic process; sulfate assimilation. The record is from RefSeq and is a predicted model, not a curated record. Gene Ontology annotation, molecular function: 3'(2'),5'-bisphosphate nucleotidase activity.